This is a messenger RNA of Dendrobium catenatum, 762 nucleotides long. Its product is annotated as protein RALF-like 34. NCBI's taxonomy places the organism in Eukaryota, Viridiplantae, Streptophyta, Magnoliopsida, Asparagales, Orchidaceae. Bases 102 to 509 code for a protein of 135 amino acids. The record is from RefSeq and is a predicted model, not a curated record. The transcript has a single exon.
UGCCUGCGCCCCUCACGUUGUCGUCACAUGAGAGCUCACAGUACUUCUUCUCUACUUCUUCCCCACCUCCUCCCCUCCUCUCUCUCCUAACCCGUGAAUCCAUGGCAUUCACAGCCUCCUCCCUCCUCGCCGCUCUGCUCUUCCUCAUAUCCAUCUCCUCCCUCGCCGGCAAUGCCAAUGCCCAAGUGGAUCCCGGCAGCCUCCAUCUCAUCACCGACUCCAUCGACUGGCCCGGCGCCGCCUUCGCUUACCCCUACUCAUUCGGCUCCGAUCCCGACGAGGAUAUCACCGGAGAUGCCGACGAAAGCGGAUUCCAACGGCGCUCGCUCUUCCGGCGCCGGCGACACCUCGCGCACUACUACAUCUCGUACGGCGCCCUAUCGGCCAAUCGCGUUCCCUGUCCGCCUCGCUCCGGCCGAUCCUACUACACCCACAACUGCUACCGCUCGAGAGGGCCCGUUUACCCUUACACUCGCGGAUGCAACGCUAUUUCCCGUUGCCGCAGGUGAUCCGACAUCUCUUGAUCUCUCUUUCGGUCCGAUUUGUUGGUUCUUUCAUCUUUGUUCGGAAUGUGGCUUGUUUGGACUCUCUGUUUGUCGAUUUGGGAACGUUGGGUGGUAGAAUUGCUAGUUGCUGCUUGUGUGAGUUUCUCUGUGUUUGGUUCUUUUCAGUUAUUGGAAUAUGUUGAAUUUCUUCGAUUCUUCUUCUACAUAUGGUUUGAUUAAAUAUAAAUAAAAUGACAAUUAAAAUGUUGUAAUAUUU